UCGUUGCACCUGAUUGAAACCAAACGGGGCUAGACAAAAGAUACAUAUUGGUUUGUAGCAAAAGAAAACGGUUUAGUUUUAAGUUUACAAACCAUCACCCAAACAUCGCGAAUACCGCAGUGAAGUGUGCGAGGAACAGUGCGCGAUAUCAUCGUAUGGAACAAGUGCUCGUGACACGAUACAUAUUCUACAAACCAUUACAUUACGCACGUAAAAUUCAUGAGAGAUGCAUCGAUAGCGGAUAUGCUGUGCGUAGGAAAUUCCAAAGCGAGAAGCAAUACGAUUUGCGGCCGAAGUUCCCCUUGUUUACGUGUAGUUGUGUGCGUGUGAAAGAUCGUGUUGCGUGUGUGUGUUCCGUUCCAAAUCGUAUGGAUCGCUGAGGGACGAAAAGAAAGCUUUUCCUCGCUGGAAGAAAGGAAUCACCGCCAAUAUGAAGCGACUUGUCCACACCGUCCAGUAUUAUUUCGGAAUGUUGAUGCUUAUUGUGCUGCUACUGCCGAUUCCGCUGCGGUGUCAAGGAGCGGUAGCGUCUGGCAGCACAAUUUUUGUAAAUAGCAUAGUUUCGUCGAUAAGCAACGUAAGUGUAAGUGUACCGAUAAGUUCCGAUAACAACCAAGUGCCUUCGGUGGCGGUGAUAUCUGUACCCACAUCGAUAUCGCCCGUUUCACCGUCGUCGUCGGUGACAGCUUCCGCGCCGAGUUCCGGCAGCUCAACAACAUCAGCAUCUGCGGGAUCUGUAGAAUAUAGCGUUCAGGAGUUGACAAAAUCACUAGAAACUACGUUCGACCAUAUCCGAAAUGGAGAACUAAGUGUUCCCAAUGUUCAGAAAUUGUACGAUAGCAUGAAAAUCAUAUCAACGACUCACAAUGACGCCGAGCUACUGGAAAAAAUAGCUCUCAGGCUAACUCGGAAGCUCAAUCAGACGAUAUCGGUGAUCGAACAUCUGCGUCGAUUCAUCCAACUCACUGGCAGCAGCUAUGGUGCAAAGUAUAACACACUCAUCAAUCCCUGUCCCUACAGCGAGCUCAUAAACCCAUGGGAAGAUGAAGCGCCGUUCGAUUUACAGAGCUUCAUUCAAAGCACGAAACUAUCUAACGUUUCGUUGAGCAGACCGUAUUCCCCGUCCGGUGACGUUUUGGUGAAUACCAACGGUUCUAACAAUAGCUUCGCCACCAGCGGUUUCCUAGAUUUCAGUGCCUUUCCAACGAACGCGGAUUCCGAUCGGCCAAGAAUACGCAUUACCGAUCAAACUAUCGACGAUAACAAUGCCAACUUGCAGCAGCUAUUUACCAAGCACAGUGCUCAAAUGGAUGAGAAUUAUCUGAGCUACCGACAGCAGUUCUACCUUUCCUCGCUUGAUCAUGCAAGCGCUUACAAAUGCCACUACUAUCCAAGGGACGGUCGACUCAAAGCACUGUUCCUAUCGGCCGUUCGCAACAAACAUGUGCUGAUUUUGCUGGACGUCGGAAACACGAUAACAUACGACCAGCUCGAGGUAGCCAAAGCCAUCAGCAAGUUUGUGCUGUAUCUGCUCAACGAGAACGAUCGCGUUUCGAUCGUGGCGAUCGGACAGCGCGUCAUUACUUCGGACGAAUUUUUCGACUGCCGUACACCGAAUCGAUUUGUACGCGCCACAAUGGACGAAAAGGAUCGAUUGGUGGAUUUUAUUGAUUCGCUCAACCGAACUAAACAGACGACAGAUCAUUCGGCGGGCUUCCAAUAUGCGUUUGAUGCGUUCUCCGACAUUUAUCGAACGCACGACGACGAAGUUCCGGUAGUUUUUCUGUAUCUCGGUCGGGCACUGUUACCACCGGGCUCAACUGCACCAAAAACCAUCCUGCAUACAGUUCACGAAGGUCAGACACGAUUGCCCUAUCCGGUCAUUAUCAACAGUUGCUUAAUAUUGCUGGACGAGCGUGAAGUUGCACACGAGAAGCAGCUUAUUGCGGAUAUUAGUACACAGAACUACGCACGGUACAAUCUCUCCCAAGUGAUCUAUCCCGCCGGGAAGAUGGUAAUGAUAUCGAAACAUUCAUUCGAUGCUCAGCGUUUCAUCGUGGCUUUAAUGGAACCGUUUUUAAGCGCGAGUCGCUUCAUUGAGGAACAUCUGCGUAUACACUUACCGUACUACGAUCCAUCACUGCACGAUACCGUAGUUACCGUGAGUUACCCUGUAGGGGUUCACGGUCUUGUUGGAGUUGAUCUUUAUCUGAGCGAUCUGGCGGAGCAUGUAGCAUACUAUCGGCAGCAGGAUGAUUCGUACGCAUUCCUAAUCGAUCUGCAGGGCAACACAAUUAUGCAUCCAUCCUUUCCGCGACCGCUGGCUGCUCGUGGAAGCUUCUACAUAACCAACAUAACGCGCCUCGAACGCGAGCAUUUCGCGCCGGCAUACAAGCGAAUGUUGGCCGAUCCGGAAGGUAACUUGCGCAUCAAUCACUACGGCACAAACCGUACUACAAUGUACUAUUGGAAGCGUGUAUACUCUUACAUCGUGUGCAUCGUACGAACGCUCGGUGUCGAUUCCGACAACUCGUUGAAUGUGGAUGAACCCCACACUUCUCAAACUCCGGUGCAGUACCUUCAUCCAUUGACGGGAAGCAGCGAUGGGCGGAAUAGUGUCGAAUACAACUUCAUCGCUGCCAGUAGUAUCACGACGAGAAAUCUUCUCUCGACAUUGCUUUAUCACCGUAUUGAUAUUUUUCCGCCUCAACUGCAACGACCGCCAGUGGAUCUGCUGCAAUCGGGUGGCGAUGGAUCGCUGUGUCGAUUGGUGAAACAAUUAGCCAUUGUUGACGCCAGCACACUCUAUCUGAGUUCCUCUUCGUUCCAGUCCCCAUUUACACAUAUUCGCAACAACCGGGACGGCACCGGCGAGGAAAUUAACGUUAGGACUAUACAAAACAUUAUGGCUUACCUGAAGGACACGUACGGCAAGCUACUGUUUGCCAACCCAGGUCUGCAGCCUGAUGUACGUAGCGAUGUUUUGGCACUGUUGCAAAUACUGUACGAUUACCAAGUCCGCCACGCUCAAAGCAAUCUUAGCCGGUACAUCGUUAGGCGUUAUGCCGCUACCGUUAACGGUGUGCUGCAAAUGUUUCCCGGUGGUUUGCUCGAUACUGACCUGGAACCAACGAAGCGGUCGUGGUUCGUAAAGGCGAUGGAAUAUCCGGGCCGGUUGGUAUUUACCCAGCCCUAUCUCGAUGCUGGUGGUGCUGGAUAUGUCGUAAGUGUCGCUUAUGCGAUAUCGGAAGGACGAACGAGUACAACGGCCAGCAACACCGCACAUCACAAAGCAAUCGCCGUUGUUGCAAUGGACUUUACGCAAACGUUCUUUUACAAGUUGUUGCUUGAUUCGGCAUCUGUUUGUAGUAUGGAAAAUAUUAAAUGCUUGCUCAUGGAUGAUCGUGGCUACCUGGUAGCACAUCCGAUGGUUGCUGAAGCACCGCUACGAUCCGGAAACACCCGCCGUCCGGUUGAACACAUAACGCACAAGGAGUCGCAGGUCGCCAACGACAUUCUCAACCAUAAACAACUGGUCACGAAGAAAAUGUGCUAUAACUAUGUUAAUCGAACGGUACAGCGGUUUUAUCAGUUUAACAUGAGUCUGUCGACAGAGGACGUCAUCACCAAUCUGAUGUAUGGAGAGAAAACAAAGUACCAGAUCGCGCUGAUUCCUGGCACGAAUCUAUUCCUCGGCAUUGUUAACUCCACUAACGAUGGAGGAGCAUUUUGUCCUUGCAGUACGGUUGGCAACUCAUGUCUUAACUGCAACCGAAUGGAACAGACUGAGUGUGAAUGUCCGUGCGAGUGUCCUUUAGACUAUGGCGUUUCAGAUCUUGAAGGAAGCUGUGCAACUCAGCCGAAACGAACGAAAUCUGCUGGAAGUUUCCCGGUACCACUUUGCUCUCCACUGCCCGAGGAAUUGAUUUCGAUGAGUGCCAUCAAUUACGAAGCGGACUAUGACUUGAAGAGCUGUACAAACAUAAAUUGCGAGGACUAUACGACACAAAACGAGUGUAUGGGAUUGGUUGGCUGUGAAUGGUGUCAGGUUGAUGUCGAUGGUGAAAAUCGACUCAAUACACCUUUUUGUACGGCCCAGCUAGCCUGCUUUAAUGGAAUAUUCGGAGCGCCCACACCGUACGGUGACGCAGCAUACACCGGUAACAACAUGGAGUCAAUUUUGCCACCCGCCUACAGCUCGAUCGGUCCCGUUGCUGGUGCUAUUCUUGCGCUUUGUCUCGUGGUUGGUUUUGCGAUGUAUUGCUUCCGCCAGAAUGCUGACCAAAGUGGAGCUUCCGAGCAUUUGUAUGAUGAUCUCGUCGCGGAUCACUGCCACGGUUUGCCGUUGUCGCGAUUUGAUUUGGAUGACGGCAGCCCGUCCGAUGAUUGUGACAUUAGUCGUACGAACGCGAAGCAAAAUCUGUUACUGAACGGGCAGCAGAAUGCGAAUUACAUGAUUAUUCCAAAUGUAGCCUCACCGUACCAGAUGUCGUCUGACUAUCGCCGCCCGAACGGUGGUGGUGGUGGUGGCUCGUCUGACCAUGGCUACUCUACCAUGACACACCAUGAGGAAUCGGAGCAUCUGUGCCUGUCCAAUGUAGAUCCGCAGGGAAUUCCGUCCGGCAGUGGUGGGCACGGUACCGGUGUUGGUAACAAACGACUUUCAAUGUCGGACAGUGCGUCCAUCAGCACAUCCGUUUCCAGCCCGUACAGCAAUCACACGGGCGGUCCCGGGAGCUCCUUUCUGUCGAAGCCUCCGAUGCUUAACGAGUCGAAAAUGAUCGGAACGACGAUCGAUCGGUUCGCGGACCCGGCCAUGCACACCUUGCUUCCCUCGCCAACAUCCAUUUCUAGAACGGGUGUGCUGGGAACUACGGUUUUACCGCCGGGAUCACCCGUCUCGACCACAACAAGUGGUCAUCACAUCCUCGUCCCUGUAACCGUCCAUCGAAAUAUGGAAGUGUCCUAAAAGGAAGGUGUGUAGCUCAAAUAGAAAGGAAGGUACCUUUUGUAACCUUCGAUUUAACCACAACCGCAGGAUAAAUAUUUUCCCAUCCAUCCAUUUCGACGGAUGAUGGUCCGUGUAUAGUUUGUUGGCAUUCCUCUCACCAUGUGUUAAGAUGGUAUCAUUUUGCUUUAGAACACUGCUCGAGCUAUAGGUGAGAACCAGUGGUAGUUUUAUGAAUGGUUCGUCAAUAAUGCAAACUAGAAGAUUUAGUUACGUAGUAGUUUCUUCAAAACACAACGUCAUCAUAUCGUUGCUUGAAGGAGAAGAUUUACUCCCUACGUAACGUGCAUCAAUACUAACUCUUAACAUCAUUUUAAAAUCGAGACUGAGAUUACUUUGAAUGGAAGUUCCGGGAGAUGGAAUUGUGCCGAAAUAUAAUAGCUGCCAACAAAAAGUUGAACUCUGCCGGAGUGGGAGUGAUUUUUGCUCCCCGACCGAAGAGAGACGCUUGCCUUUAUACUAUAUUUUUUUAUUAUUGUUUAAGCUAGGCUUAAGGAAAUAGAACAAACGAAGGAUAACAGGACGUGUGAAACGAAUAUCAAACUAGAAACUAGCACCAGUUAUAUGAUCAGGAUAAACUGUGCACCCGUAAAGCAUUUAUUGCUUACCACUGACUAUUUUAACGGACGACGAUACCCAUUGACUAAUGUUCAAUGCGUGUGUAAGAGAUUGUUUAACACAACUGUAGGCUGCUAAAUAGUGUACCAUAAAUUGUAACGAUUCACAUUACAUAUCCUUCCCCAGGUUUUCACCAGUGUUCUUGUUGGAACCAACUUAUCUUCGUCGAACUGAACUAACUGGACAAUAUACGCAUUGAUCGUUCAACUAACAUUAGCUGUACUAAGCGAAUUGUACGAGAUCAUCGAUCGUGAUCUCUCUGCCAACUGUGUACCCAUGUGCUUCCUUUUAUGAUGUGCAGCUGUUUAGGUUUAAUUAAUUUGCAAUGUACAAAUGUGGAUCGUGUUUCUGACUCGGUUUUCUCUAUACGUAUACGGCAGGGUAUACGCGAACACAUAUGCCUCUAGGUAAUCGGAUAGACCGCUGGUGCGGAAGAGAUUUGGUAAAAUGUAUGUAACGUUUUUUUUUUAUUUUAUGGCUGAUGUUGAGUCGAAAGUGAAGAAACGGAAAAUAUUACGCGACAUCCUAAAUAAACUUAUUUAACAGAUUUC
This is a messenger RNA of Anopheles moucheti, 6177 nucleotides long. RefSeq names its product VWFA and cache domain-containing protein CG16868. Lineage: Eukaryota; Metazoa; Arthropoda; Insecta; Diptera; Culicidae. The transcript is spliced from 4 exons. Gene Ontology annotation, molecular function: voltage-gated calcium channel activity. The record is from RefSeq and is a predicted model, not a curated record. Gene Ontology annotation, cellular component: voltage-gated calcium channel complex. Bases 431 to 4969 code for a protein of 1512 amino acids.